AAAACACCCACAUUGUAAUGUGCGGAAGAUUACAGGAUUGUGCUCGCUCAGUCCUUUAAAGGUGAAAUUGAGAAUAGAAAGGACUACAACUACGCCCUACAUUUCUCAUCAGAAUCGAGGGCGUUUGCAGCAGCUGGGUCGGGACGGACAUGGCGUCUGCCAGCCCCUGUGUCGUGAUCAGUGAUGAGGAGCAAGGUUAUGACCUGGACCUCUUCUGUAUACCAAAACAUUAUGCGGCUGACCUGGAGCGGGUGUAUAUUCCACAUGGACUCAUCAUGGACAGAACUGAACGUCUGGCCAGAGAUAUCAUGAAGGACAUGGGCGGGCAUCAUAUCGUGGCUCUGUGUGUGCUCAAAGGGGGCUACAAGUUUUUUGCUGACCUGCUAGAUUACAUCAAAGCCCUUAAUCGCAACAGCGAUCGCUCCAUUCCCAUGACAGUGGACUUCAUCCGCCUCAAGAGUUACCAAAAUGACCAAUCUACAGGUGACAUCAAAGUGAUUGGCGGAGAUGAUCUAUCCACACUCACAGGAAAGAACGUCUUGAUUGUUGAGGACAUCAUUGAUACUGGAAAGACAAUGAAGACCCUGCUAGAACUUCUCAAGCAAUAUAAUCCAAAAAUGGUCAAAGUGGCCAGUUUGCUGGUGAAGAGGACACCGAGGAGUGUUGGCUACAGACCAGACUUUGUAGGAUUUGAGGUUCCUGACAAAUUUGUGGUUGGAUAUGCACUUGACUACAAUGAGUACUUUAGGGAUUUAAAUCACAUCUGUGUCAUCAGUGAAACAGGAAAGGAGAAGUACAAAGCAUGAGAAGCCCUGAAAUUCCCCCUCUAGCUGUGUAUCAUUUGUU
Molecule: messenger RNA, 846 nt
Organism: Sinocyclocheilus anshuiensis
Lineage: Eukaryota; Metazoa; Chordata; Actinopteri; Cypriniformes; Cyprinidae
Gene: hprt1
Product: hypoxanthine phosphoribosyltransferase 1
Exons: 9
Coding region: 150-806 (218 amino acids)
Biological process (GO): purine ribonucleoside salvage; hypoxanthine metabolic process; IMP salvage
Cellular component (GO): cytosol
Molecular function (GO): hypoxanthine phosphoribosyltransferase activity; magnesium ion binding
Source: RefSeq, a predicted model, not a curated record